Daucus carota subsp. sativus is the source of this 1404-nucleotide messenger RNA. Its product is annotated as protein FAR1-RELATED SEQUENCE 5-like. The transcript has 6 exons. Lineage: Eukaryota; Viridiplantae; Streptophyta; Magnoliopsida; Apiales; Apiaceae. Bases 1 to 1404 code for a protein of 467 amino acids. Gene Ontology annotation, biological process: regulation of DNA-templated transcription. The record is from RefSeq and is a predicted model, not a curated record.
AUGCCUUCGCCCCCUCCAUCUGCACCACCUUCUUCUUCACCACCGCCAUCACCACCAGAAUCAACAAACAAAAACAGAUCUGGAGGAGCGGGUGGUAGAGGUGGUGGUGAUGAGGGUGAAAUCAGAAAUAAUGACAUGAGUGGCAGUGUUGGUUCAAGUUGCGGUGAUUCGUCUAAUGUUUGUGUUAGUAUUCCUGUUUCUUCAACAGAAAGCGAAAAAUCAGUGACGAAUUGCAUUGUCUCUCCUGGUGGUAUGAAGUAUUUUAUGCCUAGUUCUGUUGAUGGAAGUCAAGUACCGUUUCAAAAUCAGUCAUUUGAUAGCUUAGAUAAGGCGUACAACUUUUACAGAGAGUAUGGGAGGCUAGGGGGUUUUGAUGUACGAAAAACAACGGAGAAGAGAGAUGCUGAUGGUACCAUAAUUUUGAAACAUUUUGUGUGUAGUAAGGAAGGUUUUGUUGAUGGAAGUCAUUCUGAAGGAAUUAGGCAAAGACGUACUGUGUCACGGAGGUGUGGAUGUAAAGUAAAAGUGGUCAUGAAAAUUAGGAGCCAGAACAGAUAUUAUAUUUUCAAUUUUGUUGAACUUCACAACCAUCCGCUUGCUAGUGAAAGUGGUAGACAGUUUCUGAGGUCUAGUAGAGAGAUGACAGUUAGUUUGCGAAAUUUUGUUUUUGAUGCUGCGAAGGUAAAUAUCGGCUGCAGCAAGGCAUUUAGCCUGGUCAAAGAGAUGACAGGUGGAUAUAGUAAUGUUGGGGCAACAUUACGUGAUUUCAGGAAUUUUAAUAGGGAUUUAAAAGAAUUUGUCGGUGAAAGGGAUGGACAGAUGCUGAUUGACAAGUUUAAAGUAUUACAGGAGACAUCAAAAUCAUUUUAUUUUGCUUAUGAACUUGAUGGUGACGGGUAUAAUAUGAUUUUUGCACCUUUCACUGGUGUUGACAAACAUGAUAGAUGUGUCACAUUUGCUGCUUGUUUGUUAUCGAAAGAAGAUGUUGCUCAUUAUAAUUGGGCCUUUAAACAUUUUGUCAAGGCCAUGGGACGCAAUAAUGAUUUGGUUGCUAGCAAGCAUCGCCUAUGUAUGUGGCAUAUAAUGCAGAAAUUCCCUAUUAAGCUUGGGAAUCGUUUGUGUAAGGAAACAGACUUUAUGGAGAAAAUGAAAACUUACAUAUGGUCAUCGAAUUUGGAAAUUGAUGAGUUUGAAAGUGGAUGGAAAGCGGUUAUAGGAGAGUUUAAGUUGGAACAUAACAAAUGGUUAUCAGAUAUGUAUGACAUAAGAAAGUCGUGGAUUCCUGCCUAUUUCAGGGACAGUCCUAUGUUUGGCUUGAUGAGGACAACUUCAAGGUUCGAAAGUGAAAAUUUUUUCUUUUCACAGUUUCACAAGCAAGGCAGCGGAAUGAAACAGAACGUUUAG